Molecule: messenger RNA, 1224 nt
Organism: Exophiala bonariae
Lineage: Eukaryota; Fungi; Ascomycota; Eurotiomycetes; Chaetothyriales; Herpotrichiellaceae
Exons: 3
Coding region: 1-1224 (407 amino acids)
Molecular function (GO): 5-methyltetrahydropteroyltriglutamate-homocysteine S-methyltransferase activity; zinc ion binding
Source: RefSeq, a predicted model, not a curated record
AUGGCCAGUCGCACGCUACACCACGCGCCACCCUUUCGGGCCGAGCAUAUGGGCUCGUUACUGCGUCCCCAAGACCUUCUCGAUGUCAGAGCAAGGAUCCGGGAUGAAGAUACUUCCCCUGAGCAGGCGGGGCUCCCCGCUGUUGAGAAGAAGGCUGUCGGCAACAUCGUCAAAACCCAACUCGACCUGGGAUACAAGGGUGUCGGCAGUGGAGAGUUCAACAGAACCCGAUUCUGGGGCCUCUUCUGGGACGAACUUGAUGGCACGAUUCGUCUACAGGAUGCCGAUGCUAGCAUGUUCCGUCUCUAUCACCCUGAUGUCGUCAGUCUGAUUGAAAAAGACCGCAAGGUCAUGCCUGGUGAUUCGGUUAUUGCGGGCACCAAAAUCCGACAUAAUGGCACCGAAUCAAAUUUGCAUGAGUUGAAACUCGUGCAAGAGUUUGUCCCCAAAGAGGAGUGGGGCAAUAUCAAGCUUACCAUGAUCACACCGGCGUGGUUCCAUAUGAGAUACAAGCAGGGCAAAGCAUACACUCCAGAGGCAUAUACUAGCGAAGCUGAAUACUUCAAGGACGUGGCUGCUGCUUAUGCGCGGGAGUUGGAGGUCCUCUAUGAAGCGGGACUAAGAAACGUCCAAUUCGACGACCCAGGUCUUGCUUAUUUCUGCUCAAACCAAUUCCGCGACGGUUGGGCCGCCGACAAGGACAAUGUCGGCACCGUCGACGACCUACUCGACGCCUACAUCAAACUCUACAACGACUCACUCGCCAACAUUCCCUCGGACCUACACACAGGCGUGCACCUGUGCCGCGGUAACUUCAUAGGCGGGCGCCAUUUCGCUGAGGGAGCCUACGACAUCAUCGCCAGCAAGCUGUUCCAGAACCUCAACGUUGACACCUUCUACCUAGAGUACGACACGGAGCGAGCUGGUGGCUUCGAGCCCCUGAAGUAUCUCCCCAAGAACAAGAAUGUCAUUAUUGGCGCGAUCAGUACCAAGUUGCGCAAGUUGGAAGAUAAAGAGGAAAUCAAGCAGAGGAUUUAUAAGGCUGCUGAUGUCGUGGCCGAAGGGUCUAAGCAAACGCGCGAAGAGGCCCUCAAGCGUAUCGGCCUCAGUCCUCAAUGCGGAUUUAGUACCCACGAGAGUGGGUAUCCUCUUAGCGAUGAGGAUCAAUCUGCCAAGUUGGCUUUGAUCAGGGAGAUUGCAGAUGAGAUUUGGGGUGAGCCAUAG